This is a messenger RNA of Durusdinium trenchii, 711 nucleotides long. NCBI's taxonomy places the organism in Eukaryota, Dinophyceae, Suessiales, Symbiodiniaceae. The record is from the annotation of a GenBank genome assembly.
AUGUGCACUUUUGCUGGAUUGAAUCCCUUGCAGCCUCGCAAUCAAUGGGAACCUGAUGGACCAGAAAGCGAUGGAGAAGGAGAGUCAGGAGCGGCUAGUGAUGGCUUGAUCUAUGACCAGAACGAUUAUGAGGUCGAGGAAACUGAGGACGCUUGGUUCGAUCAGUUCAUCAGCACCGGCUUGUCGGGAUCGACUGAUCAGUCUGAUGUUGUGGUUGAAGAAUCUGAGCCUGUUCUGCCAGACCACUCCAGCCAGACCACUCCUGUUCUGAAAGAUGUUGAGAUGGCAAAGCAGCCGCCGCGUCCAGUGGCACGUCCACUGGCUCCAUCGCUCAACAAGCAGGCCGAGGAGUCAGUGCUGAUCGAAGACUCACCGGUGAAGAUGGAAUUGCAGGAGGUCGAGGAUAUUCCAGUCAGGGAGCCCACCAAAGAAGAACAAGCCCAAGCACUCCGAGAGCAAAUCAAACAUUUGGAGCAGCAAAUGAAGGAAGCAGAGACUCUCCAAGCAAAAAUCAACGCAGACAUCCAGUCGAUUCCUCCAGUCACAGGUGGGGCACUGAUGGUGAUGGAAUCACUUCCCAUGGGCGGAGACACUGACCCCACUAUCCCAAUGGAUUUGACUGGUGGGAUGACCGCAGCAGUGGCUGAGAUCAUUGAGAGGGGCGAGCGUGUGGCUACUCCUGCAGACCCGCCCCCAAAGGAGAAGGAGCAG